Naegleria fowleri is the source of this 597-nucleotide messenger RNA. RefSeq lists its product as uncharacterized. The coding region runs from base 1 to 597 and encodes 198 amino acids. The record is from RefSeq and is a predicted model, not a curated record. The transcript is spliced from 2 exons. Gene Ontology annotation, cellular component: membrane. NCBI's taxonomy places the organism in Eukaryota, Heterolobosea, Eutetramitea, Acrasida, Naegleriidae.
AUGGUUGAAUCAAGAUUUGCCAACAAACAAGAAGAUAUCACAGUCAACAAGGAAGGUCCAAGUCAGAUCCAAGAGGAGACAGACCGUAAAAAGAGAGUCUUGAAAGAAAAUCUUCGUCAAUUAUACUUUCCCGGAAAAAGGAUAUUCAACACCAGUUUAUUUAUCGUUGGAUUGGCCUUUAUCGCCAAUGCUGUUUUACUCUAUGUGGAUACGUUAACCACAAUUCUUCAUGCUGACAUUUUCUUUGGAUUUUCAAAGCAAGGAAGAAAUGAUCACUUGCAAAGAUCUUCAGCCGUUCUUGGUUUUGUAGUCGGAUUCUUGAACUUGUAUUGUGCCAGCAUUGAGAAGAACAAGGCCCUCACCACUUACACGCUUUUUGCAGAUGGCUUUUCAAUUCUUCACUAUCUCGCUGAAACUUUCUAUUUCAAGAGCAUUCGUUAUGAAUACACCGCAUUGGUGACUGUAUUCUUGUUGUUCAACUUCAUUUGGGCUGUUCGUAAUUACUAUUAUGAAUUAAGAUUGGUCCAAGAAAAGAAGAUUAAUCAACAACGUGGACGAGAAACUCAGCAAGAAGACAUUUAUGUACAUGAGGAUUAA